AAAAAGCGAAAGCUACCAAAACCAGGGAUUGGGAGGGGAGGGAACCACUGCAGUCUGCAGCAGCGUCCAGUCCACAAUUGCAUACCUGCUGUCUGUAGUCUUUGUUAGCUUUAGCUCGCAGUCCGCAGCAGAGCCCCUCUCGCCUCUUCCAAAAGCAAAAUCCAGAGCCAACAACAACAACAACAACAACAACAAAAAGCAUUCGGAAUAGAGAGACAAGGAAUGAACGGUUGAGGCGGAUCCAGCUCGCAUUGCCGGGCUUCUCUCUCUCCCCUCUCAACUUUCUAGACAGAGAAACACUCAGCGGAGCUCCUCCUUGGCCUUCCACACCCAUAUCAAGCAAAGAGGAAGAAGAAGCUGGGACUGUCCGUUCGUUGAUUAGGUUCCAGGGGAUUUGUCCGUACGGAUUGGAGUUAUUUUGUUUUGUUUCUGUUGGUGGCUGGUGGUGGUGGGUUCUGCCUUUGGCUGGGUGCGCAUCCGCUUCCUUCCCUCUGUUUCUUCUCGUUUAUUAUACUCAAAGUAAAUUAUCAAUAUGUUUUUCUUUCUUCCUCGUUUAAGACUAAUAUAUAUAUAUAUAUAUAUAUAUAUAUAUUAGUAGACAUUUGCUUUAGCACCUGAGUUUGUUAUGCUUUGAGGGAGGGUAUUUGGUGGCGGGCGAUUCCGAGAUCUCACACCACCAACCCAAACGCGACUUACGUGGUGGGAGGAUUUUCUUUCGGACCUCUGUCCUUCCCCUGGGGGUUGUUUUCCGUUUUCCCCCUCUUUCCAUUCUACUUUCAGCUCAUUGAACAUGGUUUUUUUGCUUGCCAAUGGGAAUGGGGUUUAUGCCAGUGGAAGAUCAUUCCAUGAUUGUGUUUGCAUAGUUAGCAGGAGGAAUGCAGAGGUUUGCAGAAUCUAAAGCUGGGAGUAAGGUAGUAGCAGUAGGUGCAUGCAUGGGUCCAGGGAAACAAAUGGGUCAUCAGUUGCCUCAGCUGCAGGUAGGUUUGGUUAGAGAAGCAGUGGAAAGGUUCAAUUCCAAAGAACCCCACAUCACUGGUUUUCCUGUCCCUGUAAGGCCACAAUGGAAAGGAAAAGACUCCGUUCCCCUCCAAGAAGAGCUAAUUCCUAAUGUUGUCAUGUCUAAGGCCAUUGUUGAUUCCUUUGAUGAAGCUGGAUCUAGCUCUUUCUCUGGGGCUAGUCAUCCUGCAGAACCAGUCGACACCGAUCUCAUGAGAACUGUUUAUGUCCCCAUUGGCCAGAAGAAAUCUGAGACCGGAUGUCUUAUGAGGAGCAUGUCUGUAAAGGGCCCUUACAUAGAAGAUCUCUCAAUCGGGGUCCCGGUUAAGAAACCGAGUUCCACUAUCCUUUCACCGGCUGAUAGUUUGGAUGAAGAACCCAGUGACUUGCUUUCCUUGCCACCUGAUGAUUUGGAUGGGAAGGAAUGCGUAUGGGAUGCUUCUCUGCCUCCAAGUGGCAAUGUCAGUCCAAUGAGCGUUGUUCAUAGCUGUGCCAGCACAUAUAGAAGUGAUGUCAUGACGAGCGAUGGCAUGCUGAGUAUCGACAGACACUACGAGAGUACCAAAGGGAGUGUCAGUGUAAGAGGCGAUUCACUUGAGAGUGGCAAGACUAGUGUUAGUCGAGCCAGUGAUAGCAGCAGUGGGCUUAGUGAUGACAGUAACUGGAGCAACAUCACUGGGAGUGCGAACAAGCCUCACAAGGGCAAUGAUCCAAGGUGGAAGGCUAUUCUUGCAAUCCGAGCUCGUGAUGGGAUUUUGGGGAUGAGCCACUUUCGAUUGCUUAAACGGCUCGGUUGUGGUGACAUUGGAAGCGUCUACCUGUCAGAACUCAGUGGGACCCGGUGUUAUUUCGCGAUGAAGGUAAUGGACAAGGCUUCGCUCGCUAGCAGGAAGAAGUUGACCAGGGCUCAGACGGAGAGGGAGAUUCUUCAGCUUCUGGAUCAUCCCUUUCUACCUACGCUGUAUACUCAUUUCGAGACAGACAGAUUCUCGUGUUUGGUAAUGGAAUACUGUCCUGGUGGCGAUUUGCAUACUCUGAGGCAGCGCCAGCCUGGGAAGCAUUUCUCUGAGUAUGCUGCAAGAUUCUAUGCAGCAGAGGUGUUAUUAGCAUUGGAGUAUCUUCACAUGCUUGGAGUAGUCUACAGGGAUCUAAAACCUGAAAACGUUCUUGUUCGUGACGACGGCCACAUUAUGCUCUCAGACUUUGACCUCUCUCUUCGAUGCACAGUUUCACCCACUUUGAUAAGGACUUCAAACGACUCGGACCCAUCAAAGCGUGGCGGUGGUGCUGCAUUCUGCGUUCAGCCUGCAGCUUGCAUCGAACCAACAUCCGUUUGCAUUCAGCCAGCUUGCUUCAUCCCUCGUCUCUUCCCACAGAAGAACAAGAAGAAAACAAGCCAAAAGUCCAGGGCAGAUCUCGGGCUGCCUUAUUGUGCUCUCCCUGAGCUGGUUGCAGAACCCACUGCUGCCCGCUCCAUGUCAUUCGUUGGCACCCACGAAUACCUCGCCCCUGAAAUAAUUAAAGGUGAAGGCCAUGGCAGCGCUGUUGACUGGUGGACAUUUGGCAUCUUCCUCCAUGAGCUGCUGUAUGGGAAAACCCCAUUCAAAGGGUCAGGCAACAGGGCAACGCUGUUCAAUGUGGUCGGGCAGCAGCUGAAGUUCCCGGAAGCCCCAGCAACGAGCUACGCAGGCCGGGAUUUGAUCCGUGGCUUGCUGGUGAAGGAACCACAGCACAGGCUUGGAGUGAAGAGAGGCGCGACGGAGAUCAAGCAGCACCCUUUCUUUGAAGGCGUGAACUGGGCUCUCAUACGAUGCAGCACUCCGCCGGAAGUGCCUAGACCAAUGGAGGCUGAGCUGCCGCCGGGGAAGUAUGGUGCUGUGAACACUGUUGGGGUUGGUAGCAACAGUAAGAGAAUGGUGGGCCAAAGUCAACAACAACAGCAACAGACUGACAUGAUGAAGUCCGGGGGUAAAUAUCUGGAUUUCGAGUUCUUUUAGUAGUGAUUAUUAGGGCUAAUAUCCCCGUCUUUUGUUUUCUUUUACUCUUCUGGUUAUGGGUAGCACUUCCUAGUGUUGUGAUCUGAGAACAUUGCAGUUGCAUUUUACUGUCUGGUUGGUUUGGUCUGAUGAGAAAUAUAUUGAUGACACUUCAGGUCGGCCAGCCUCAGACCUCAGUAGGAUAUCUAUAUCAAUCAAUUACAACACUCUCUGUAGUUUUUUUUUUUUUGCAUGCAAAGAACCCUCUGGAGUCCGGACUAGACUCUCGUUUCAUUAGUUCAUUCCUCUCUUCAUGAUUCUAGUAUUCCGGUCUUGCCUAAAAGAAAGAAAAAGGAGUUCUAGGAUUGCUAAAAAGGAGAAAGAAAGGGGCAAAGCUGAAGCUGUGCAGUGUUUGUGUUCCCAAUGGAUUAGACCGGUGGCUGAAUGAUAGUGUUGGACUGUUGGUGUGCUGGGGUAAGAUAGUGAUAGGCAGGGAACGAAUUGACAACUCUUGAACAUUUGGUUUGACGAAAUAUGUGCC
Linum tenue is the source of this 3513-nucleotide messenger RNA. The record is from the annotation of a GenBank genome assembly. Lineage: Eukaryota; Viridiplantae; Streptophyta; Magnoliopsida; Malpighiales; Linaceae.